UCAUUCCAACAUUUCCACACACAACCAAUAAACCAUACUACAUUCUUAUAACCAUAUAACCACGCACAAUGAGUCCCCUAUCUGCUCCGAUUCUUGCAGUUUUCCUAUCAUUAAUCACACUCACCCAUGCAACCACCUUCACCGUAGUUAACAACUGCCCAUUCACUGUAUGGGCCGCCGCGGAUCCAGGAAGCGGUCAGAAGCUCGACCAAGGACAAACUUGGUCAGUGAACCCCGCACCUGGCACCAGUAUGGCUCGCAUUUGGCCCCGAACCGGGUGCAACUUUGAUGGCAGUGGCAAUGGCCCUUGUGAAACCGGAGGGUGUGGGAAACUCGAUUGCGAUGAUGGUCAUUGGGGUGAUAAUCCAAAGACCUUAUUCGAAUACACUCUCGCCAACCCAUCAGACACCCUCGACAUAUCUCUUAUCGAAGGGUUCAAUGUCCCCCUAUCCUUUAGCCCCAACAGUAAUGCGGGUGCGCUUGAUGGGAAGUGUCGUGCUGUUAGCUGCGGGGUUGACAUAAACGCGCAAUGCCCGCAACAAUGGAAGACCACUGGUGGGUGCACGAAUCCUUGCACCACACCUGGUACUGGAACUUGUGCUGAUGAUGGUGACUCUAAGUUUUUCAAGAAUCUCUGCCCUGAUGCUUACAGCUUCCCAAAAGCUGAUCAAACUAGCACUUUUUCUUGCCCUUCUGGAACUGAUUACACUGUCACUUUCUGCCCAUGAAUAUGAUCACUGUGUGUCUGUGUUAUAAACAUCUAGAAUUAUAUACAUGAUUUAUGAAUUAUGAUAUGUAGUAGUCAAUAAAACAGGUUCAUGAGAUUAAUCAGAGCAUAUUGUAUUUUCAGCUUACAAUAAUAAUAACGAUACUGGUUUCUAUAUCUUGAGUUCACUCCUGGUACACCCGGGUGUACCAUGAGCAUGGUACACAUGGUACACCCAGGGGUAUUUUUGUAAUAAAUUAGAACGUCAGGUGCUCAUUUGACACCAAAUUUUUUCAUAUGGGCAAUUUGCUCAUUUUGCUCAUUUUGUAAUAAAAGUGAUUGUUCAUUUUCUUAAA
Messenger RNA from Beta vulgaris subsp. vulgaris (sugar beet), 1062 nucleotides. Its product is annotated as thaumatin-like protein 1. Bases 69 to 728 code for a protein of 219 amino acids. The transcript has a single exon. The record is from RefSeq and is a predicted model, not a curated record. Lineage: Eukaryota; Viridiplantae; Streptophyta; Magnoliopsida; Caryophyllales; Amaranthaceae. Gene Ontology annotation, cellular component: extracellular region. Gene Ontology annotation, biological process: defense response.